ACUUUCACUGUCAGUGAUUUAAAAUAAAAUAUUAAACUUUCAGAGAAGUACACAAAAAAUAUAUAAUACUUAGGGCUCAGAGAAAGCUAACGCCAGUAAAAUUAGUCAACCCCUUUCUCAGUACCCAUCACAUCAACUGCCUCCCCGGCUUAGCAAACCUAUACGUUUACAUAUUUUAUUAAAAUAAAAUGGUAUGUUGCGUCGUACAAAGUUGCCCAAAUCGCAGUAUAGUGAAAAAUGCUACGCAGUCCUUAUCAUAUUUCCGACCAACGACACAUCGAUUGGAAGAUUGGUCAAAGUCGUUAGGAAUGGAAUUAAAAAUAAGUGACUCCAUUUGUCAUCAUCAUUUUAAAGCAGAACAUAUAAAUAUGUACAGUGAAUUUAAAAUUAAAGGAGAGGUCAAAUAUAUUCGUCUGGAAAGAAAAACCCUUAAGAAAGAAGCUUUGCCCACAGUUGAACAUCAGUUUAUUCCUCCACAAGUUGAAGCUAAUAUUAUUCACUUACAUGAAUCUUUUGAGUCAGUCCCCAAUCACUCCCCUAAGGAGCAGCUAAAACAAUGUAUUCCUAAGACAAGAAAAAGCCAUAAGGAAGGAGAUUUGCCCACAAUUGAGCAUAUUCCUCUACCAGAACAUCAAGUUGAAGCUAAUAAUAUUGACUUACAUGAAUCUUUUGAGUCACUCCCCAAUCACUCCCCUAAUGAGCAGCAAGAACAAAACCAAGCCGACCAACACGAACUAUCAGAGGAUCAAAAAUCUUCUGAUAUAAUAAUGGAUUAUGAAAUGAUAGAACAUCACUUAGCAGACCCAUUGUUGAUUCAGGAGGAGGUUGAUGAUGAAGAAGAUACCAAUGUUAAAAUAAACUCAAUAGAGAUUGAUGAUGAUGAAGAUACUACUAAUGUUAAAAUAAACCCAAUAGAGAUUUUUAAAAGUAAGUUUCAGGCAUCGUCAUUGUUGCCACCUUACUGGCUACAUAUAGAAAAUCCUAAUGGGAUAGAAUUUAUGCGCAUGGAUCCAAGAACGCAGCAAAUUAAACAUCACAUACGUCUAAACAAUGAUCUGUCAGUCACUGUAAUUUUUCGCAGCAAAGAAGAAUUGCAACUAAACCAGAGAAUUAAUUCAUAUGAAGAAACCUAUGACUACUUAAAAUCUGUUGGAAAAUGGCUAGUGUGUGCUGGCACUCAAAUUGAGGACAAUGAAUUUUGUAAAGGUGUGAUUGUUGGUGAAGAAACUUACCAAAGAAAUCGUCAGUUCCCAAGAUGCAAAUCUUGUAGAGUGUUACGAAAUCGUUUGCAGACGCAGAACUGUAAAAGCAGAUCAACUUGUUUAGGAAAAAAAUCAGAUGUAAAGCUGCGCGUUUCAAGAUUAGUACAAAAAUGCAGGCGUCUAAAAUGGAUGAAUAGCCAAUUAAUGGCAAGAAAUUAUACAACCAAGUUGGAGGCAAAGAAAUCGGAUACGGUAUUGCAAGCAGUGCCUCUCGGGUGCACAGAAAGCAGACUACCUCAGAAUAUUUAUGUCUAUCAAGCGGAGUAUAGCAAUGUGCCUAAAGGAAACUGAAGUAGGGCAUUCAAGCAGAGUAUGCUGCAUACUCUCGUGGCCCUAAAAGAAAAAAAUCCGUCAUGAAAUCCACAGGUUCAAAGGAAUUUGCUUCAGAGUGUGGCAAGAAACAAGCGGCUUCGAACAAUGUCGCGCUCCAACUCGGUGGAAGACAUUUGGAUAUACUUAUUUAUUACAAAAAACUGAAAUACGCAUAAUUACUUUAACUGAACUGAUUAAUAAAGUUAUGUUUU
This is a messenger RNA of Leguminivora glycinivorella, 1786 nucleotides long. RefSeq lists its product as uncharacterized. The record is from RefSeq and is a predicted model, not a curated record. NCBI's taxonomy places the organism in Eukaryota, Metazoa, Arthropoda, Insecta, Lepidoptera, Tortricidae. Bases 189 to 1553 code for a protein of 454 amino acids. The transcript has 5 exons.